Staurois parvus is the source of this 461-nucleotide messenger RNA. The record is from the annotation of a GenBank genome assembly. NCBI's taxonomy places the organism in Eukaryota, Metazoa, Chordata, Amphibia, Anura, Ranidae.
CCAAUAGGCCAGGAAUCCUCCAUUCACUUUAAAAUAAGGACACUUCUACCCCCUUCCUGCCCGCCGGGCACUUCUACCCCCUUCCUGCCCGCCGGGCACUUCUACUACCCCCUUCCUGCCUGCCGGGCACUUCUACCCCUACUCCAUACUCAUCUCAACCAAUGGCCACUACUCCGUACUCAUCCCAACCAAUGGCCACUACUCCGUACUCAUCCCAACCAAUGGUCACUACUCCGUACUCAUCCCAACCAAUGGUCACUACUCCGUACUCAUCCCAACCAAUGGUCACUACUCCGUACUCAUCCCAACCAAUGGUCACUACUCCGUACUCAUCCCAACCAAUGGUCACUACUCCGUACUCAUCCCAACCAAUGGUCACUACUCCGUACUCUUACUACUUGACCUCUCUGCAGCUUUAUAUACUGUUGACCAUCCCCUCCUCCUCAAAAAACUCCACUCUC